Messenger RNA from Aphidius gifuensis, 1258 nucleotides. Its product is annotated as A disintegrin and metalloproteinase with thrombospondin motifs 1-like. The transcript has 8 exons. Gene Ontology annotation, molecular function: metalloendopeptidase activity. The record is from RefSeq and is a predicted model, not a curated record. NCBI's taxonomy places the organism in Eukaryota, Metazoa, Arthropoda, Insecta, Hymenoptera, Braconidae. The coding region runs from base 462 to 1136 and encodes 224 amino acids. Gene Ontology annotation, biological process: proteolysis.
UAAUGUUGAACCAUGUAAAAAAAAAUCUAAUAACAUUAAUUUAUAUAAUUUAAUAAUAAUUAAUAUCUAAUAUUAUUUUAGCAUACAAAAAAGAGCCUAAUCCAGUAAAAAGCUAUCUGGUAACAAAAAAAAUUGAAUCACCUCCUUACACUGGUCCAGAUCCAGUCAACAUAAAAAUUUUAUUAUUUAUAAAUUAUCGAGUUGAAUACGUCUCAGAAACAGAUCUUCGUCUGUAUAAAUUAUUGGUUUAUCUUGUUUCAUUUUGGAAUGCAGUUAAUUUAAAAUUCAAUGAUUUUAUUAAUCCAGCAAUAAAAUUUCACAUCUCUGGUGUUGUUAUUGGAAAUAAUAAAUGGGCUGCACCGUAUCUUCAAGAUUCAUUUGAACCAAAUGGUAAAUAUGUCAACAGUGAUAUAGCAUUACGUGAAUUUAAAUAUUUUUUGAGUCAAAAAAAUCAACAAAAAAUGUUCAAUUCAACAUGGGACAUUGCCAUUACUCAGACAGAUCUAGAAUUAUGUCAACCAGAUUCUUGUAAUAAUGCCUCCAGUUCUGGACGAGCAUUUAUUGGUCAAACAUGUAACAAUGACAAGUCAACUGAAAGUCCAAUAGCAAUUAUUUAUGAUGCAAAUGAUUUUUAUGGAAUUCUAGUUGCUGCUCAUGAAACAGCACACAUUUUAGGAGCAGUUGAUGAUGGUCAAAUAACUAUUAGAAAUACAUCAUGUACACCUGAUGGUUCUAUCAUGAACCCAAAUACUGAGCACAUGUAUGGACCAAACAGUGACACAUGGUCAUCUUGCAGUGUUGAUGAAAUAUUAACAAUACUCAAAAAUAAACAGUAUGGAUGUUGGUUGAAUAAUUCAUUAUUGGAUAAUCAACCAAGUAUAAAUAUAGUACCACAUAUUUUACCUGGACAUAUGGUUAGUCUUUCGGAUCAGUGUAAAUCACGUAAAUUUACUGAUACAUGUGAUGAAAGUAAAACAACAUGUGAGGUACUUUAUUGCUGGGAGAGCUCAUUUCCCAUACCAGAUUUUUUAAGAAAUUGUAAAGAUUCUGGUGCACCACUUGGUGGUACAUAUUGUGGUGCUGGUAAACAUUGCAUCAAUCAAAAAUGCAUGCCAAUUGAUAAAAACAUGUUAUAAAUAUUUGUUUAAACUCAAUAAAAAAAAAUAUCAAUCAGAAAAUAAAUAUAAUAAUAAUAAAGCUGUAAACAGCGCCAUUUUAUAUGUACUAUCAAUGAAAACAAAAUAAUAAUAAUCUAAGU